AAGUUGGGAACCAUUGGAUUAGACCAUGAUAAAAAAGCUUCAUAUAGUGACAUAAAAAGACACAAGAACAGUCUUCAUCAUCCAGUAGCUCAGUAACCAAACAUAAAUACAAAUAAUUGAGCCAUUCAAAUAAUUAUGAGAUGCUGGCAUGAAAUCCAGAUACGUAUAUGGUUAUUUAUCCCGCCUUUGUAAUAUUUUCCUACUGUAGCAAAAUGAGCUAUUGAGCUAUUGUAUGAGCUAUUUAUAGAAAUUGUUAUAUGUACUUCCUGUAUGUAGAAAGAAAGAUAGCAAAAAGAGAGACUGAGGCAGAGACAGACGGACAGAGAGAGGGAGAGGGAGCAGAUAUCUGCAUGUUAAAUGACAAAAUAUUAACCAAAUAUCUGAAUUUCUGCAUUCUCCUGCUAGUUCUGCCUCUCUUCUCCUUCUUCUCUCUCAAUGGUUAAGGUGUUUCAAUAGCCGCAAUGAGUGAGGUAUUUUAUUCAUCUAUGAAGUUCAAGAAGAACUGUAGGCAGGGGACUGCAGCAACUCCGGAUGAAGAUGUAACCUAUUCUGAGGUCAAAACCAUCAACCCUACCGCCUCCAACACUGUGUGCCACUGUGGUUCAGCAGAGCACAGUGGGCAAAGCUCACUUCCCUACAGACGGGUUGCAGUGAGUCUGGGGCUGCUGUGUGCUCUCUUAUUGGCUGCCACAGUAGUCCUGUGUGUCCUCUAUACAAGUCUGCUCAGAAGCAACUACAGCACCAUGAAUACAGAGAAAGUCCAGCUACAGAGCAAUGUGUCUAACCGCUGUCUACAGGGCUGGACGCAGUUCUCUUCGAAGUGUUACUACUUCUCUAAUGAGACGAAGAGCUGGACAGACAGUCGCAGUGACUGCAUUAAAUGGGGAGCUGACCUGGUGAUUAUAGAGAGUAAAGCGGAAAAGUGUUUCAUCAACGAACAAAUAAAAAACUUUACCUGGAUCGGACUACGUUACUCAGCAGAUAACGGUUACUGGCACUGGAUGAAUGGAACCCCUCUGCAGAAAGGAUCCUGGGGGAAAGGAAAGUCAGGUGGUAAAAGUGAAUCUGAUUGUGCCGCGAUUGCCCCUAAUGUGAAUGCAUGGGAUGCUUCUCACUGUUCUAAUGACCAUAAUUUCAUCUGUGAGACUAAUGCUCUGCUCCCCUAAACCAUUUUUUAUCAUUGUAUGUUUUUGGUUCUCUCAUCUUGUGAGAGGCCAUUGACCAUGCCAGGUUUGACAGUCAAACACAGGACCAAUAAGCAGACCACAAUGUUACCGUUUCUGUUGGGAAUAUAUGGAAUAUACAUACUGCUGUCUUUACUAGAAAUGUAUCUGUGAGACUAAGCUUUAUUAAAUGCAUUGAAAUGACUGUACAUGCAGAGUAGAUUUAAGCUAUUACAUUAUUGGUUCUAUGGACAUAUUGUAAGUAUAAAAAUAUCAAAAACCAUACAUUUGAAAUGGUCCUCAUCUUGCUGUUGUGAUACCGUAAAUUGAAAUUGAAAUCGAGAACAGCAGUCACUGCUAAAAAAGCAAAUGUGUUCAUUGGGCCUCAUUUAUCAAUAAAUUCCGUAAAUAUGCACAUACGUUUCCCCGUAAAAUUAUACAAACUAACAACUGCCGCCGCAUUUAUCAAACGUUUGGAGGCACUUAGUUUCAAUCGUAUCCCCGUGCGUAUGUUGAUAAAUC
Anguilla rostrata (American eel) is the source of this 1685-nucleotide messenger RNA. RefSeq names its product CD209 antigen-like protein A. Lineage: Eukaryota; Metazoa; Chordata; Actinopteri; Anguilliformes; Anguillidae. Gene Ontology annotation, biological process: stimulatory C-type lectin receptor signaling pathway; positive regulation of natural killer cell mediated cytotoxicity. Gene Ontology annotation, molecular function: transmembrane signaling receptor activity. The transcript is spliced from 7 exons. Bases 462 to 1166 code for a protein of 234 amino acids. The record is from RefSeq and is a predicted model, not a curated record. Gene Ontology annotation, cellular component: external side of plasma membrane; plasma membrane.